This is a messenger RNA of Budorcas taxicolor (takin), 1550 nucleotides long. It is a transcript of the gene SNX21, whose product is annotated as sorting nexin family member 21. Gene Ontology annotation, cellular component: early endosome membrane. Gene Ontology annotation, molecular function: phosphatidylinositol phosphate binding; protein binding. The coding region runs from base 30 to 1145 and encodes 371 amino acids. The transcript is spliced from 3 exons. Gene Ontology annotation, biological process: protein transport. Lineage: Eukaryota; Metazoa; Chordata; Mammalia; Artiodactyla; Bovidae. The record is from RefSeq and is a predicted model, not a curated record.
CCGGCGUCGCGCGCUCCCCCCGGGGUGCCAUGGCCUCGCGGCUCCUGCACCGGCUGCGGCACGCCCUGACUGGCGACGGCCCCGGGGAGGCGGCGGCCGGCCCCGAGGCCGAGCAGUUCCCGGAGAGCUCGGAACUGGAGGACGACGAUGCCGAGGGCCUGUCGUCCCGCCUCAGCGGCACCUUGAGCUUCACCAGCGCCGAGGACGACGACGAGGAGGACGGCGAGGACGACGACGACGCUGACCCCGACCCGCUGUCCGCUGGCGACCGGGUGGCGGGAGAAGACGCAGGCCCAUCCUGUGCUCAAGCAGAACGGAGUCCCCCACCUGAUGGGCAGCGGGGCAGUCAGCUCCUGACCCGGCAGUUGCAAGAUUUCUGGAAGAAGUCCCGGAACACCCUGGUACCCCAGCGGCUGCUCUUUGAGGUGACCAACGCCACCGUGGUUAAGGACCCACCCUCCAAGUACGUGCUCUACACCCUCGCCGUGAUGGGCCCGGGGCCACCGGAUAGCCAGCCGGCCCAGAUCUCCCGCCGCUACUCGGACUUUGAGCGGUUGCACCGAAACCUGCAGCGGCAGUUCCGGGGCCCCAUGGCUGGCGUCUCCUUCCCCCGCAAGCGCCUGCGCCAGAACUUUACCGCCGAGACGAUCGCCCGCCGCAGCCGGGCCUUCGAGCAGUUUCUGGGCCACCUCCAGGCUGUGCCUGAGCUGCGCCAUGCUGCGGACCUGCAGGACUUCUUCGUGCUGCCCGAGCUGCGGCGGGCACAGAGCCUCACCUGUACCGGCCUCUACCGCGAGGCCCUGGCGCUCUGGGCCAACGCCUGGCAGCUACAGGCCCAGCUGGGCAUCCCCUGUGGCCCAGACCGACGUCUGCUAACCCUGGCGGGGCUGGCCGUGUGCCACCAGGAGCUGGAGGACGCCGGGGAGGCCCGGGCAUGCUGUGAGAGGGCCCUGCAGCUGCUGGGGGCCGAAAGCCCGCACCCUCUGCUGGCCCCCUUUCUGGAGGCCCAUGUGCGGCUCUCCUGGCGCCUGGGCCUGGACAAACGCCACUCUGAGGCCCGGCUCCAGGCCCUGCAGGAGGCAGGCCUGACCCCCACGCCACCUCCCAGUCUUAAAGAGUUACUCAUCAAGGAGGUGCUGGACUAGUGUCACCUAGAAAGGCCACUGUGGGAGAGGCGCCGCCCCUGGAUGGGGGGGCGGGGUGGGCUGGGGGGCUGACGAGGACACGGACAGCUGCUGAGAGGCUCUCUGGGGUGCUGGGAACCCCAAGAAGGUCCACAGAGAAUUUGCAGCAGACCAAGGAAACGUGCUGCUUCUGUUGAGCUGCACUCAGGACAAGCUGGGAUGGUGUAGGGAGAAAGUCUGACGCUGCCUCUCCAGCUUAUGAAUACCUGGGGGCCGUUGUGACCCAGGUCAGGGUCGAUGGUCUGUCUUCCUGCAGGCCAGCCUGGCUGAAGGGCCAGGGACUGUGGCUGUGGAGUCCUGGAGCUGAUGGCUGGAGGGAGGGCUGCAAUCCUGGCCCAGGGGCAUUAAAGGGCAGCAGCUCCCGUG